Phaedon cochleariae (mustard beetle) is the source of this 12231-nucleotide messenger RNA. Lineage: Eukaryota; Metazoa; Arthropoda; Insecta; Coleoptera; Chrysomelidae. The record is from the annotation of a GenBank genome assembly.
GCGCCUAUUGCAAUAAUAAUUAACGACUACCUACACCAAAUUACCGCUCAUAGGGCAACAACACCAGUCCACGUGACGUGUGUCCGAGAAAAUUCAAAUUUAAAAGCCCCAUUCAACGACCAACCGUCAAAUUAUGAUCCCGACAGAUAUCGCUAUCUGUCGGACAAACAAAGCGCCACAAGAAGAAUAGCACCUGUUUUCACCGCGAGACAGGUGAGCAGCGGCGGGGUUACCUGCGUGUCACGUGACUUUGACUUUUCCCCACGUAGAAAAAAAACGAACACAACCGCGCCUCGAGUCCUCCCUCAUCUACGUUGGCCGCGGCAACGAAUCGUUCGUCUUUUGUUUGGCGGGCAAAGGAACUCUCUGAAUGCACCUCUAUGUGAUUGCAGCCAGCGGUUUACCUGAGUGAAACAGUGUCCGAAUCAAAGUGCGCUAGAUAGUCGAUUCGAUCGUAACUUGUUUUAGAGAAUGCGAGUAUUUCGAAAUAGCGUUGCCAAGGUGGGAGCUAGUGCGUUCGUCUAAACUUUUCGUUGUUGGUUGCACGGUAAAUGUGAUUGAUCGAGAACGACCUACUAUCAAUAAAGGGUUUGUUGCAUUCCGCGUACGUUUCUGCGAUAUGAGGUGGGCUUGAGGGGGUUUUAAAAUGUGUGUGAAUGCAGUGCGGACGUUGUUUAUCGUAUGUUCCAUCCUGCUAGUGCCUUCGAAACCAGUUAUUUCACAAGACACAUCCAACGAUGGUGCAAGGACAGAGAAGUCUCCAACGGAGCUCUCAGGGGGCAUGAUAGUGAACAAAUUAGUUUUAUCAAAAAACGAGAGUCCUUUCUGGCUGAGGAAUGAUAUCGUUGUCGAGAGAAAAGCGGAAUUGGUGAUAGAGCCAGGGGUGACCGUCAGAGUUGAGCCCCAGGUUGGAAUAACCGUCAGAGGAGUUUUCACUGCAGAGGGAACUCAAGACGAACGAAUAACGCUAACGAGCUCGGAAGAAUCAUCGGUGAAGAACUUAAAUUUCCCGGACAUCCGCCUUGUGGACGGUCCAACGAUUUUGUCUGGUAGAGUACAAAUACGCCAUAAUGGUCAGUGGCGUAGCGUUUGCACCAACUCCAGAAACUGGACUUCAUUCGACAUGGCAACGGCCUGCAGACAGCUGGGCUUCCAAGGUGGCUCCUUCCAAGGCUGGCACAACCGGCAGAUGCCGCUCAAACCCCGGCUGCUCUACGAGCAACCCAAGUGCUCGGGCACCGAAAGUUCCCUGUUCGAUUGCGACUGGGACACCAGGCAGCUGGGCUCAGGGGUCUGCGACUACCACCCCGACUUCGGCCUUGAAUGCCUGCCCAGGCACGAGAAGCCUCUGCCCUUCUGGAGGGGAAUACGCUUCGAGAACGCCGUGAGCCACAAAAUACUGACGCUGGAGAACACGGUCUAUGUCCCUGAGUCGUUGUCCAAGCUGCGAUACGUCAAUAUUCGCUACGCAGGCGCUGGCCGAGAGCAGAACACUACGAGUGCCUUGGACGUGAUAGGAGUACCACCCGGUAUAGACCACUUGGAGAUCUUCAACUCUGCUUACAACGCCAUCAACAUAACCAAUCCCGAAGCUCCCAUUUCCAUAAACAACUGCAAAAUAAGGUUCAACAGGGGAUAUGGGGUUUUCAUCAACUCCAGCUAUGGCUCAGCUCACGUAGACAGCUGCAGCGUGAGCCAGAAUGGCGGCGAUGGCAUCCGACUGGUUAGAAGCGAAGAAAGACCAGAAGAGAGAGCUGACAGAAACGGUUUCAACGAUUUCUGUCAGCUGGCUAGUGCAUCAAGCCAAACAUUCCCUCUGCAUCUGUUCGCGGAGCAAACCGUCUUCCUUAACAAGCAAGUUAACUGCAACAAGGUGUUCACUACCAGAUACGGCCACAUGUUGACACUGCAGUUCACCAGAGCAGUCACCAAUCGGAAUGACAGCGCCAAUUUGGAGAUUUACGACGGAUCGACUCUAAACAACAGGUUGAUAACCAAAUUCUCGAUCAGGAACAACACUAGGCCACAGGCAGUUACCAGCACUGGUAAUCAAAUGUUCGUAAAAUUCCGUGCUGACCCCUACACCGAAACGGUGAUCUUCAUGAGAAUUACGUCAGGGCUGCGGAAAACCUUCGACGUUAACGUCAGCAACUCCGAUAUAUCGGAAAACUUGGGUAGAGGGAUCGUGGUGGAUAACUUGAGAUCGCAGAUCCACGUUUACAAGACCUCCGUGUCGAAAAACGAGCACGUGGCGGGUAUCCAAGUGACGAGCGGUGUAGGGGAUGUGAAUGUGACGGAGAGCAGGGUUUCUUUCAACGAGGGCGACGGUAUCAAUAUCACUUACACUGGAGGUAGCAGGAACAUCUCGCGGACCUCCAUAAGUUCCAACAAAGGUUAUGGCGUUGCCAUAUGGCUGAACGACACCGCCGAAACGGAGUAUAUCUUCGUGAAUCAAACGAGCGUGGUUCAGUACUCGGAGAUCUACAAAAACUUGGAUGUAGGUGUCUUGCAUGGAAAUUACUGCGGAGAGGCGCUGUUCAAUAUCACCGAGAACUCGUUUACCAACUGCUUGAGCGACGCUUUGGAGGUUCUGUCGUGCUGGAGGCCUAGCAAUGUAUUGACCAAGCUGCAAAUCGGGCACAAUAAAUUCUUCGCGAGCGAUCGGAUCUCCUUGAAGAUUUCCCCUGCCGUGAACUUAGAUGCAACUAUUGAGUACAACCAUUUCAGGCACGGGACAUUCGGUGGCUUGCUCAUCAAGAAUAAACCUCUGGAAGAGUUCAAUGUCUUAGAGAACGAGAUCAUAGUCCAACAGAACUACUUUAUGAAUAACACUGGGACCUUUGUAGUCAACUUGGGGCUAUCUCCUUACGCUGAGAAGCAGUACCUACUGUUCACUAGGAACUUCGUGAAGAACAACAAAAUCAGCGAACCUUUCCAAAUGGAAGAUGGCACGGUUUCAAACCUGAAUCCGAGAAGUCGGGUGGCAGCACCUGUUGUAGUAGGCUCCGAUAACGUGCACGUAUACAGGAACAUUAUAGAGAACCCCGACUCUAAAUACGAAAUUGGUAGCCAUUUGGAGGACCAAAGCAAAACGAUCAAUGCUACUUUCAAUUGGUUGGGAUCCGGCAGGGACGAGGAUAUUUUCUACAGACUUUUUCACCGCUACGACCGGUAUAACCUCGCUAGGAUAGCUUUCGUUCCCUUCUUGCUGCAUAACACCAACCCUUUGACUUCUAGAAUCAACGGCAAUCAGUUUUAUGUCCCGAAAUUUUCAUCGGGAAGCUCGGAUCGUAUUGGGGGGGAAAUAGAAGGCGAGGAGACGAUCCUCAAAGGGGAGUACAUAGUGGUGAGGGAUAUCAGCAUCCGACCUGGUGGAAAGCUCUCCAUAGAAUCUGGAGUGACCUUGCGAUUCCCGCCAUCUGUCGGCAUGAUGAUUGGCGGCAGGCUGGAUGCUAGAGGAAUUGAACCAGAUAGCAUAAGGUUCACUUUGAAGGAAGAGCUGGUCCAUGCUCCCGACAAUGUGACUUAUGACACUGAGACUGAGCGGUAUGAUUCUGAAACGGAGAUGAUCCAGAUCGAGCCCAAGGUGCCUAUCAGGCUUCUUGGGGGUAACGAGGAUACUGAAGGGAGGUUGCAGUUGAAAAUUGAUGAGCAGUGGGGUACGGUGUGUAGUUAUGGGUGGACCAUGAAGAACGCAGCUUUGGUUUGCCAGCAGUUGGGAUACGUGUUGAAUCCAGAUGAUUGGAAUUUGGAACGUAAUGAAAUACCAGCUGCAGGUACAACAGGGAAGGUCAUCCUCUCCAAUGUGCAAUGCGACGACUUUGACUUGGAUAUCACCAAAUGCAGAUCGGAAAAAGUCGGUGAUUUCGAAAAUUCCUGCUCCCACGACAACGACGUCGGAGUCAGAUGCUACAAAACCUCUUGGGCUGGAGUCAGAUUCGGAUCGUUAGCAGAAAGAACCGAUAUACAAUUCCUUACUAUAGAAAAGUCAGGCCUGCUAGACUACGCCACCAACUCUUUCAAACCAGCCCUGCAGCUCGACUUCGCUCGUCAAAACUUCGAAAACAUCAAGAUAACUGACAACUUCUUUCACGGGCUAGGCAUAAUGUACUCCGACAUUUUCUCAGAGUCCGUCAACAUCAUCAAAAACUCCCAGUUCUCCAACAACAAAGGUGCCGGCAUCAGCCUCAAACAGCUCGGUCUCACCUUGUACAACGACAAAAUCGAAAACAACUUCAUCGGCAUCGAACAUAACCCCAUUUUAUCAGGACUGCAGCAGCGAGAGCUCGCCGGUUGGUUCAUCAAAAACGACGACGAAAACUACUACAACCCCUUUACUAUCCCCCACAACACCGAUCAGAACAUUGUGGAGCUCCAGCGAGGCGAAACCAAGUACCUCGUGACCUCGCAAGUGUACGGUGACAGCGUUUCAAGGUCGUACAGGGUGCGCUGCGAUCCCGGGUGGGUGGUCGGCAUUCAGCUACUGAACCCGAUCGAGAACAGGAGCACCGAGAGCAUCGUGGUGCACGACGGGCUGACCUCUAACGGCGACACGCAGUACUACCUGUUGCGCAGGGACUUGACGGUGUUCCCGAUGACGUCCAGCGCGCACGGGGUGGUACUGGAUUACGUCAGCGGGUCGAACGCGUUGGGCGGUACCGUGCUGGUUAUUAGUACCGUUAGAGCACCUCUGCAGACCGUUUAUAACAGGAUAGUGAAGGGUCCGGUGCCGACUCUGAGUUUGUCGCGUACGGUGAUUAGGAACAACGAGUUUGGAGUGCACGCCUCGUAUUAUAAUAGGUACUUGGACGAGCUGGGGAACCAUUUUUUGAGGAAGGCUAACGAGACGAUGAAGUUUGCUGGUUGUGAUGUCAGUCAUAAUAAGAGGGAGGCUGUUUUUGUGCAUUCUCCGUACUGGGAUUUGCAUACGAGUAAUAUUUCUGAGAUGACUUUCAUGCUGAACAGAACGACUAUUUCAAAUAAUGAGAAGGGGAUUUAUCAGUUUUCCAGAGAUAUGCGAUCGUCGAAUAAUCUGUUCCACUAUGUUUUCCAAGAUAAUACCAUAGAGAGUAACAAAGGUGGUGGAUUCGACAUUUCUCUCCCAUACGUCUGGCAAUAUAACGAAAACUUCACUCACUCGGUAUACAUGGACAACAACACCUGGUCCAACAACCUCAACUUCGAAAUCACUAUCGACGGCCAUUUCGCCAUCGUAAACAUCACCAACAACUCCUUCCAAGACAACAACUGCAAACAGGGAUUGCUGGCCGUCAAGGGCAUGGAAAAGAAACUGUUGAUACGAGACAACAGAUUCACUAACAACAAUGGCCGAUACAUAGUCGAGUUUAGCUCGAACAGUCAGUCGGAGAUCAUAGGAAACGUACCUGCAGUUUUCAUUUAUAACGAGUUGAGGGGUAACAGAUACAUGAUGCGAGGCAGAGGAGGAGUGCUCCAGCUGGAGCAGUACCCAACUUGCGUCAUCGGUUUCAAAGGCAUACAAAAAGUCAGAGUCAACAGGAACCUUUUCUCUGAUAACGCCCUCGACUACCACCUAUUAGCCGGCAUCAAAACCGCAAAGAUCGGCAACUACCUCGACGUAGCCUUGAACUGGUGGGGCUCCGAGGACGAGAACCUCAUCAAGAGCAAAAUCUUCGACUUCGACGAUUGGAACGACCACGCCAUCGCCCAGUACAGGCCCUACCUCCUAGAAGACCACUUCCAAGCCAGCCACUCGACCACUUUCUCGGCUAACGCCACCGUGGACUUGGAAGACCUCGGUGGAAGGAUCUACGAGGACUUGAAGUUGACCACAAGAGGUCGGCCGUAUAUCGUGCGGAAAGACAUUACCGUGAUGCCUAACGUCACGAUGACUAUUUAUCCGGGGGUGGUGGUGGAGUUUGCGCCCAACGUGGGGCUGCUGGUGCUGGGGGUGCUCAAUGCUAGGGGGUAUGCGGGCAAGGAGAUCGUGUUGAGGCCCGUGACGGCGUCGGGGAGUUUGAGAAGGGAGGAGGACGUGAGGGAGAAGCGGGAGACUGAAAAGUUUUAUGGGCAGGAAGCGAUAAGACUCUGCAAAACCCGCGACUGCGAAGAACCCGACGAAGACCCCGCCACCGAAGGCUUCCUCGAGUACUUCAACGGCACCACCCUCCAGUGGAUCCCCAUGUGCGACUCGCGCUUCACCGAGCGCAACGCGCAAGUCGUCUGCCGCGAACUGGGUUUCGACCCUCUCACGGCCUUCUUCGACUUCGGCGAGCGGAUAGAUUUCCACAGCAACUCGCUGUCAAGGAUCUGGACGUGGCCGGAGCCUCUACAGUGCGUUGGUACUGAGAGGAUGUACGAGGAUUGCCCAAUACGACUGAACGGACAGCAAUUCGGGCAUAGGCACAAGUGCGAAUGGAACUCGAAGUUCGUCUUCAUCCGGUGCGACCGGUAUCGCACGAGGCACAACUAUUGGGGAGGCGUGAGGUUCGCCGACGCCGAGUUCGAGCAGCAGCUGUACACCCACAGGAUACACGACAUCCACACCCACAUGACAGUGCAGUCCUACGAGUCCACCCUGGAGUACGUCAACAUCGACGGGGCGGGUAUUUUGCACAACGAGAAAUCCUCGGCGGUGCAGGCUGUCAUCAAAAGUCCCAGGAUCAACUACGUGGUGAUCAAUAACACCGCUGCGGACGCUCUCGAUCUGAUAUCUCCUUCCGGUACCAUGAUUCUGCUGCGGAACAACAUCCAGAACUCGUUGGGAGUGGGGAUAAACGUGCUGUCUUUGUCUGGGGAAGGCAGGGAGUCUGAAGAGUCGAGCUUCACCCCUCUGAAAGGUCUGAACGUACCCUACCACCUGUUCAGCCUAGUGGACAUCUGCGACACCCACAAGGAGAUCCACAUCGAGGAGCGCGUCCUGCUCUACCACAAGUACGACAACCAUCCGGUCAACUGCAUCAAGAUCUUCCGCAGCGCCUACAACAUCAAGCCGCUGGGGCUGCGCCUGCUGCAGUUCGACCUCUUCAAUUCCACCACGAAGUACGGCAUCCCGGACUUCCUGGAGAUGUACGACGGGGAUAUUUAUAACGUGUCCUCCACGUUGAUUGAUCGCGUGACGAUGAGUUCGGGUAAUGAGAAGCGGCUGUUCAGGUCGUCGCUGCCCAGUUUGAGCGUGAAGCUGUUUGCUAACGGGGCUUCGAGCGUGCAUGGGUUCAUUGCCGAGGUGGUUACGCUGCCGAUAUCAGCCAUGACUUUCAACAGAGACGUUCAACACAACAUAACCAGAUCUAUAGUUAACAACAAUGGUCAGAGCGCUAUACUCUACAUGGCUUCCGGUGAGGUCAAUCCGACUGUAACUAUCGAGAAAAAUCAAUUCAAAAACAACUGUAGGAAGCUGUACGGAAAUUUCACAACUUGCAAAUCGGCAGUAGAAAUUGACGUACAAAACACUCAGUCUAUAUACUUCAGGAGUAAUUUGGUGGAACAAAAUCAAGGCGGACUUUAUAUCAAAGCAGACUCUCGGGGAGCUGCGACAUCUUUGAGGGCUUUUGUCCACAACAAUCUGUUUGUUAACAAUUCGAACUUGCCAGUUUUAUACGUGGAAGGAAGAAAAUCAUCACCGUAUCAAGAAGUGACGAUAUAUCGGAAUUAUUUCACGAGGAACUAUGCUCUUUACCAGAAUAAUAUCAUCCUGAGACAGGUGGUGUCUAAUUUCACUUAUAAUUACGUCAAGAGGAAUAUUGGUCUGCAGAAUUUGGAAGUUUCUGGAUUCGACAAAGUUAGGCUGAAUAUCUACCAGACUACAACACAUAAUGGUUUCUACAACAAUUUCGCUGUGAAUAGGGAUAGUAGAUCGACUGUCAUUGCUGGUACCGCUGGUCAACACUAUGUGGAUAACAUUUUCUGGGAUCCUGAUAAUGAUUAUGAAAUGAUCACUGUCAACCGAUCUUUAUUCGAAUUCAACAGCACCCUCCAACUUUGGAACACAAAGAUCGACGCUGCGAACAACUAUUGGGGCAGCAACGUGACCUUGGCCGUCAGAGGGCGGAUCAGGGACCAGAGCGACGACCCGCGCUUGCUGGAGGUGCUCUUCGAGCCGUUUUACAUGAACAACGGCAGCAUAUUGGACGGGAAAUGCCCGCCUGGGUGGGCGCUGGUCGGGGAGACUUGCUACAUGUACGUGGGAGCGCCGAUGACGUUCUGGGAGGCCAAGGCGUUCUGUCAGGCGGACAAUGCGUCUGUCCCAUAUCUGUUGGGCAACAUCAACUAUCUGCCGCUGUACGAGUUUCUGCGAAAGCAGGACCAAUGGUUUUUGUAUUCUGACAAAGUGUGGGUUCAACAUAUCGAUAGGAUCAACGAGUGUACCGCUUUCGCCUAUCAAUCGGUGGAGGUUCAGGAUUGCCAGAGGCUCAACCCCUUCAUUUGUGAAAUAGAUCCUAAGGUACAAAUCAGGAUCCUUCCUCUGGCGGACGAUAUCGUUACCAUAUCUGUGAUAAGUAGCAUAGCUUUAGCUGUGUUGCUGAUAAUAAUUUUGGCGGUGUGCUGGUGGAGCAAAUCCAAAUUCAGGCAAGCGCAGCGCUUGGAGAGGAGGAACAGCAUCAGACAGAGCCUGCACUCGCUGAGAUCGAUAGGGGCGUCUCAGAGCAGUUUCGCUGAUCCGGGGUACAGAAGAAAGCCGACACAAAUGAGCACCCGGUCUACAGACACCCUAACCAAGAAAAUGAUCACCAACGGUUCCCUAGACAGCAUGGAAAAGUCCGCAUACAGCUCCUCGAUAGACGACAACCAGUCCUACGAAGUCUACGAGACGAACAACCCCCACCCCAACCCCUCCUCGUUCUCCUUCACCCCCACCAUCGAAUACCACAAGUCCCCAGCCAGACAAUACGCCAGACCUGAUGGCGAUUUGGCCUUCCGAAACGAGGGCUUCAGGGACAACUCCACCUUUGCCACCAACUCCAACUACCAAUCGAGGGCGGAGAGCACGCAGGACGACUCCACCGAGGAGUCGCCCAUCAUGGAGAAGGAGGAGUCGUACCCGCCCAGCGAGUACUGCGACAACGACACGCUGCCCAUGCGUAGCGACCGCCCCGCGCGCAACUUCAACUUCCUGCAGGAGCUGCGCGAGAAACUGCCCGAUAAGCCGCCCACGCCUCCGAAAAGGUACUCUCCGGGGUUCUCGAGCAACUUCAGCUACUCCCCGGAAGAAAACAACGUUCUGGAGACGGAUUUCGACGAGCCAGUGCCCAAGCCGAAGACCCGAUCGAAGAGCGCGGUGUUGCUGGAGACGAACUUCGAUUACACGCCGCCAGGGGGCGGCAGUCCCGUUUUCAAUCAGCCCAUCUCGGACGCCAGCCGCAGCAAGAGUCAACCGCUGGAGACUGCCAUGUGAGGUAUCUGUGGACAGAUGACGUUGAUUUUCGUGAAAAUGAUAGGGGUAUGGGGCUGGUUGGGUUACCCCCACUUAUCCUUUUGAUUAUGGCUCUUUCAGGAGCAUGAUGUGCGUCUAGAGCUUGGGUAAAACGUGAUAAAAUCUUGAAAGCACCUGCGUCAGAAGCGUAGGCAUAUAAAAAAAGAGGAGACGAAAUUGUUCACAUUUUGAUCUGAUCCAGCAUUGUUUUCAGCAGCCAACGAUGAUGACAAAUUUCUACGGAUUAUAAUGCAUUAUGGACAUAACUGUAUCGGCGUGUUUACUACCAGUGACGCAUAUUUUUCUUGAAGUCAUUCUCGUAUGUCAAAAACUGACGUGUUGUGCUGUGUUUGUUACCAUUUCAGGACUUUUUGUGUUUCAAUUCAAUUUUCAGAGUUUUCUUGUUAUAAAACUAUAUGAAGACAAUAAUUAUCAAUAGUCUAUUAUGGUUCGCCAGUGCGUGGAUUGUGAAACAGUUCACCAUUGAAACUCCACAUUGGUAUUUCGACGGCAAGUAAGGUUAUGUUUCUUUCAUUUUGAGCAGUGGUGUAGUUAUCACAGGUUAUUCAACUAAACUAUCGCAGUUUUUUAAAGCCAUCUUCUAACUCAUUUGUGGAUAAUUCUCUUACAGUGAAUGUUUAGAUUUUCAUGUACAGAGUGUUCCAUUGAUAAAUUUCCAUGAGUGUUCCACCAGUUGGUGAGAUUUGAUCAGUCUUGUGUUUUUUUAUCUCAAUGUGGAACUUGACGCAUAGAAGACGAUAUUGUAGAAAGAUGCCAAAUGGAACAAGAAGUAAAAGUUACCAACUUUGAUUCCACGUCUCAGCGUGAUCUGGUGGACAAUUAUAAUAUGUCAGCCCUCAUUGAACACAUCAAAGUGUGAAAAAAGACAAGAUUUACGACACGUAUUAUAAAAAGUUAGUUCUUCACUUCAGAAUAAAUAUCACGCUUUAGUUCUUCAUGGUUUUUGUGGAGUAUGAGUCAGGCGUUCUUCUUUCCUUCAGUUGAUUCAAGAAAGUUUGGGUUUGAUACGAUUGACUCACAAAAGUAUGAUUGCUUUUUUUCAAAUUUAUGAAAAAUGUUUUACUCCGGGCUUCAUUCAAAAAGAGGACUCUCAGUGAUGUUCUCCUCUUUUGUCUGUAUAUUUCAAGAACACAUUUUGUUCCUGUUUAAUUCUAGGAAAGUUUGGUUUUCUUCGGAUUUUGACUGUUGUUGCAAACGUAGUAGUACAAGUUUUUUAUGAGUGAAUGAAAAUUGAUAAAAUGUUUUGAACUGACUAUUCCACUCAUGUUCUCGAGAACCAAUCAGAAUCGACCAUUUUUACGGUUUCUCCUGUAUUGCAGCGAUAUUUUUAUGUUCACUAAAGAUUAUCGGACUUGCUCUACCAAUACAGAAGACGAAUUGACGCACACGUGGCCAACCAACCUCCUUUAUCAGUGACAUUAGAAACGUCAAUUAUGUUGGAUGCCAGAAUGAUGGAUGCAGUGUGUGCAACUCUCGCGAGGCAUUCGUUUAUUGUCUCAAUCAUGAAAUAGUCAUAGGAAUACAAAAUACAACUCCUGAUACUAUUUUUCCUGGAAAUAGUAUCACUUAUCACAUAUUAUUAUUUUUAUUUUAGGAAUUGAAAAUCUAACUUUCCAAGAAUUAUAUUGGUAUCGGAUACAUAAUAUGGAACGAAUUAGAAAUAAGUGCCCUAAUAGGGCAUUUAUCAGAAGUUGCCAAAUCGUUUUAACUUCCCGAGAUAUUGGAAAAUAUGUUGAAAUCGCUCAAAACUUGCAAUUAUUGAAAAAGGUGCUUCUCAUAAAUAAUUUGACAUUUCUCAUUUUCUGACAAAAAUGACGGAAAUAAUUAUGUGUUAUACUUUCCAAUGGUCAGUGAUAUUUACAUCAUCGCACUAUUUGAGGUAUUAGGUUCCAAAUUUUGACUUUGAAUGUUGCCAAAUACUUCUAACACAAUUUCCAAAUUCAGAUGAUAACCAUAUAAUAUAUUCAGUGUCCGUUACACAGUUCAUUAUUGAUGAAUUGAAUUUUCCUGGGUGGUUAUUGUGUAGGGAGAAUCUAAAAUCUGGUUUUGACAAACGUCACACGUAACUGCUCGGAUGACAGUUAAUUGAGAGAAAAAUUGUCGCGAAAGUGAGGUUAUACAGACAAGAUAAUAUUGAGAGAAAUUUGAAAAAAUCCAAGCUACUUAGUAGGAAUAAGAUCUCUGGUAAUUGUGAACCGAUUGAAACAUUGCAAUUAAAUAUCAUGGCGUCUAAGCCCACUUCAUGCGAUUUCAUGAACUCAACCCAACCUAACCUGACUUAUGUCAAAACCGAUUUUCAGGUUAUGAUGCAUGCCCAAAAAAAAUGCGUAUUUUUAUGAAAUGUUCAUGAUGAAUAUCUGGUAAAGCCAGUGCUAGGACCUAAAGUUUCUUUUAUUUUCUAAACGAUUCUUGUGAUAAUAGAUCAAAAUAAUUAAUUUUAAGCAUAUGGAUAUAUAAGUGAAGGUACUUUGUCAAACAGAUGUGUUCAUAGAUUCUUAUGAAAAAAUGAUUUUUUAUAGAUUUUUAUACACUAUUAUCAUGGAUUCAUACAUAUUUAUAUACAGUGUGUCCCCCUUCGAGUGUAAUCACUCGUAUAUCGUAGUUUAGUUUUCACUAUUGAAAUCCUGAUCACAAUUCGCAUACCAUAUGAUAGGUUUGCAUUAGGAGAACAUUAUACGAUAGUGGCUACACUUAAAGCGGGACACACUAUAUAUAUAUACAGGGUGUUUCCUAACUAUGGUUCCUAACUGCAGGGAGUAAUUUGUUAGUUCAUUUUAAGAAGAAAAGUUUUCAUGAACAUAUGUCCGGAGUUGCUUCGU